Messenger RNA from Myotis brandtii (Brandt's bat), 978 nucleotides. RefSeq names its product L-lactate dehydrogenase A chain-like. Gene Ontology annotation, molecular function: oxidoreductase activity, acting on the CH-OH group of donors, NAD or NADP as acceptor. The record is from RefSeq and is a predicted model, not a curated record. The transcript has a single exon. NCBI's taxonomy places the organism in Eukaryota, Metazoa, Chordata, Mammalia, Chiroptera, Vespertilionidae. The annotation marks the transcript as partial.
CUGUCAGGGGUGGGGGCUUGGGGAGCAUGGACAUUCUAGUGACCCUGUGUGGAGUGGAGUGAAUGUUGCUGGUGUCUCCCUAAAGAAUCUGCACCCUGAUUUAGGCACUGAUGCAGAUAAGGAACAGUGGAAACAAGUUCACAAACAGGUGGUUGACAGUGCUUACGAGGUAAUCAAACUGAAAGGCUAUACAUCCUGGGCCAUUGGCCUAUCUGUGGCAGAUUUAGCAGAAAGUAUGAUGAAGAAUCUUAGGCGGGUGCAUCCAAUUUCCACCAAGAUUAAGGGUCUCUAUGGAAUAAAAGAUGACAUCUUCCUUAGUGUUCCUUGCAUCUUGGGACAGAAUGGAAUCUCAGAUGUUGUGAAGGUGACCCUGACACCUGAGGAAGAGGCCCGUUUGAAGAAGAGUGCAGAUACACUGUGGGGGAUCCAGAAAGAGCUGCAGUUUUAACGUCUUCUGAUGUCAUACCACCUCACUCUCUAGGCUACAGCAGGAUUUUAGUUGGAGAUUGUGCAUGUUGUCCUUUUUAUCUGAUCUGUGACUAAGAACAUCAGUUUCCUAAAGACAGAAAUAGUAAUGGUUUAUAAAACCCAGCAUCUGCAUCCUGAUGCUGGAGGGUCGUUAUCUUUUGUAGUCCUAAACUGGUUAGUGUGAAAUAGUUCUACCUCCUCAAAGGCACCACUGCCAAUGUUGCUCACACUACAGUUGCCCUUCAGACUAGAUGUGUGUUCACUGUGUGUUAUAUAACUUGUGGUUCCUUUUUCUAUAAUUAGUCACAUUCUGGGAUCCAAUGUAAAUCCAAUAUUGCAUGUUUUGUGCAUAACUGUUCUAAAGGCUCUUAUUCUGUGUACUGUAUUAUCAGAUUAGUGUACAUUGCCAUAUAAUGUAAAAAGAAAAAUCUACAUAUAAAUAAUACAGCCAACUAUCCAAGUGUCAUACCAACUAAAAUGCCAAGUAAACCUUGAACAGUGAAAAAAAAA